AUGUCAUCCCAAUCAGCCACCACCACUACCACGAGAGCCGGUAGCCAGCAACAGCCAACCCCUGCCCCACGCCCGACCAUCCUCUGCUUCCACGGCGCGGGCACCAACGGCCUCAUCUUCCGGUUGCAGGCGCGCGGGAUCGUGCGCUCCCUCGCUCCCCACUUCCACUUCGAGUUCCUGGACGCCCCCUUCGAAGCGGCGUGCCCGGGUCCCGGCGUCGGCCCCGUGUUUCAGGACCUAGCGCCUUUCCGUCGGUGGCACUGCGACGGCAGCGCCGUUGACCAGUUCGAUCUCGCCGGCGCGGAGGUCGUCCGGGAGCGCCGCGUCGUGCGGCGGUUGGUGCGGGAUGCGCUGAGGCCUCCCCCGCCACAGCGGGAGGAGCAGGAGAAGGGGCAGGAAGGGGAGAGGCUGGGGUAUACGCCGAAAAGCGAAAGCGGGCCGGGAGUAGCAGCAGCAGGAGGAAGGGGGAGGGUCGUCGGCGUGCUGGGAUUCAGUCAGGGGACGCGGGUCGCGACGGGGGUGUGUCUAGAUGCCGAGCUGGGAGCCUCGGUGCAAUUUGCUGUUCUCAUCGCGGGGACGUGUCCGGCUUUGAUGCUUACGGAUUAUGCUGAUGCUGGUGGUGAUGACGGUGGUGAUGGGUGCCCCGCGGGCUGCAGCGCAGACUCUCCCAUUUCCCCCUCCCCCUCCUCCCCUUCCGCCUCCUCUUCUACCUCCGAGUUGACCGAGGAGGUCGAUAGCCCCAAGGAUUGCAUCGCAAUCCCUUCCGUCCACGUGCAGGGCCUGCGGGACCCUUGGCUCGCCGACAGCAAGCGACUCUUGCGCACUUGCUAUAAGGCUGAGCGGGCGGUAGUAGUAGAGUUUGCCGGGGCGCAUCAGGUUCCUACAGCGCUUGGGGAUGUGGAGCGGGUCGCGGCGGCGGUCUUGGAGGUGUGGAAGUCGGCGCAGCGAAGCGAAAUGCAAUAG
Molecule: messenger RNA, 963 nt
Organism: Aspergillus neoniger CBS 115656
Lineage: Eukaryota; Fungi; Ascomycota; Eurotiomycetes; Eurotiales; Aspergillaceae
Product: putative oxidoreductase
Exons: 1
Coding region: 1-963 (320 amino acids)
Biological process (GO): secondary metabolite biosynthetic process
Cellular component (GO): cytoplasm; nucleus
Source: RefSeq, a predicted model, not a curated record